Coregonus clupeaformis (lake whitefish) is the source of this 3598-nucleotide messenger RNA. Its product is annotated as matrix metalloproteinase-14. NCBI's taxonomy places the organism in Eukaryota, Metazoa, Chordata, Actinopteri, Salmoniformes, Salmonidae. The record is from RefSeq and is a predicted model, not a curated record. Bases 331 to 2043 code for a protein of 570 amino acids. Gene Ontology annotation, molecular function: metalloendopeptidase activity; zinc ion binding. Gene Ontology annotation, biological process: collagen catabolic process; skeletal system development; extracellular matrix organization. Gene Ontology annotation, cellular component: extracellular matrix. The transcript has 10 exons.
CAUAAUUUGGGGGGACAAAGGAGAGAGGAACUAUGAAGCGCUGAGAUUGCAGCGAUUUCCCCCCCAACAUCUGGACUUGAGUUUUUGAACAGAUUUGUAGGAUAUUUUUUUACAUGUAUUUAUGAUUUUUGCUACCACAAAGGAUUUGUUGUGCAGAACUUGAAGUGUUGCAAGAAAGUAUCCAUGAGGACAGAUUAGUGGCAUAUUGUUUUGUUUUUUAAAGAUCAUCCCGACGGAUUAUAAUUGAUAACGUGGAAAACCAAUAGAAGCAAUCCCGUUGUGAGGUUGUCUAUAUCUCCUCUUUUUUGGGUAACUCGCACAUAUAGAGGAAUGUUACCCCGGCUUGAGAAGGUGAUCCAAAUCCUGACGCUGACGUGCGGACUGUUCUUUGGAGUUGUAUCAACGGAAAACGAAGUAAAAGCUGAGGUGUGGCUUCAGCAGUAUGGCUACCUGCCUCCAGGUGACGUCCGAGCCCAGGCUAUCCGCUCCCCCAAGUCCAUCAAUACGGCCAUCACAGCCAUGCAGAAGUUCUACGGCCUCACCGUCACCGGAUCUAUGGACACCAACACCCUACAGGCGAUGAAGCGGCCGCGUUGUGGCGUACCAGACAAGUUUGGUUCCGAGCUGAAGAGCAACCUGAGGAGGAAGCGAUACGCCGUACAGGGACUGAAGUGGGACAAACAAGAGGUCACUUUCAGCAUACAGAACUACACCCCUAAGAUAGGGGAGCACGCUACAUACGAGGCUAUCCGCCGGGCGUUUAAGGUGUGGGAGGCAGUCAUCCCUCUCCGCUUCCGUGAGAUCCCUUACAGCCACAUCCGGGACAAGGUCGACAAGUACGCUGACAUCAUGCUCUCGUUCUCCGAGGGUUUCCAUGGCGACAGCACGCCGUUUGAUGGCGAGGGCGGCUUCCUGGCCCACGCGUACUUCCCCGGGAACGGGAUAGGGGGCGACACGCACUUUGACAAUGCCGAACCCUGGACUACCGGCUAUGUCGACCAAGGGGGUAAUGAUGUGUUCCUGGUUGCGGUCCAUGAGUUGGGUCAUGCCCUGGGUCUAGAACACUCCAACGACCCGUCUGCCAUCAUGGCUCCAUUCUACCAGUGGAUGGACACCGAGAACUUCCAGCUGCCUGAUGACGAUCGCCGCGGCAUCCAGGCAAUCUAUGGGUCAUCCGGAGCGCCACCUCCUCCCCCCCGUCCCCCCCGCCCCACCAGACCCUCCAAACCAGACCCCCCCGGACACGGACCAGAUGUCUGUGAGGGACACUUCGACACCAUCGCCAUCCUCAGGGGGGAGAUGUUUGUCUUUAAGGAUAAGUGGUUAUGGCGUGUGCGGAACAACAAGGUGCUCCAGGGUUACCCCAUGCCCAUCGGUCACUUCUGGAAGGGACUACCACCAAACAUCAACGCUGCCUAUGAGAGGAACGAUGGCAAAUUUGUAUUUUUCAAGGGUGACAAGUACUGGGUGUUCACAGAGUCCAGUAUGGAGCAGGGUUAUCCUAAGAGUCUGAAGGAGCUGGGCACAGGGCUGCCCAAAGACAAGCUGGACGCUGCCCUCUUCUACACUCCCACCGGACAGACAUACUACUUCAGAGGGACCAAGUAUUACCGUUUCAAUGAAGAGUCCCAGACUGUGGACAGAGACUACCCCAAACCCAUCAACACAUGGCAGGGUGUCCCCGACAAUAUUAAGGCUGCCAUCAUGAGCGAAGAAGGAUCCUACACCUACUUCUACAAAGCCAACAAGUACUGGAAGUUCAACAACCAGCACAUGAGGGUGGAGUCGGGCUACCCCAAGUCGGUGCUCAGCGAAUGGAUGGGCUGCGCGGGGGAGGAGCCUAAGAAGCGGGACGGCGAGGAGGAAGUGAUCAUCAUCGAGGUGGAGGAGGCAGAAGGCGGGGCCACGGCUGCGGCCGUGGUGAUCCCUCUCCUCCUAUUGGUCUGCGUGGUCCUCACUCUGGGAGCCCUGCUGUUCUUCAGGAAGUACGGGACGCCACGACGUCUCCUCUACUGCCAGAGAUCUCUACUGGACAAGGUCUAGAGACGAACUGAACGAAUGAAGGAUGGGCGCAGAGGGACAGAGAGAGAGAAAAAGAGAGACUGAAUGAAUUGAAAGAUUUAAAGAAAAAGGGGUUUGGGAGGGUAAGGGUAAGGGUGAGGGUGAGGGUAAGGGUAAGGGUGAGGGUGAGGGUAAGGGUGAGUAAAGUAGGAUGAAAGGAGUUGGGGUUUUAAAAGAGAAGGGGUAAUGGAAGGGUUGAUGGACAUGGGGUUUGGUUGGUUGGUUUGUAUACGCCCCAGAAGACGAGGGAGAGGGACAGGGAGGAGAGAGAGUCAAUCAGGAAAGACAAAUGUAUGUUAUCUAUUUACAUGUACAGCUUUGCAAGUUUAAAAUUAGGAACAGGCCCCUACACAAAUCACAGAGGAGGGAAAUGAUGAGAUGACGAUGAUGAUGAUCAACAUUCCAUGUAGUUGCCACCCCAUCUGCAAUAAAUCUACUAUCACGUCUCCAUGUGUCCCUCCCUCCCUCCAUUCUAUCCCUUCUCAUUCUUCCUCUCCUACAAUCUCCCUCCCAUCUACUUGACGACUCCAGCUGAACUGCUGUCUGAAUUACAUUUUAAACCUUUAUACAGGUACUUUGUUGUUUCAUUUUUGGUUUCGCUCUAAUUAUGAAAUCCAGGCCCGAACACAAACAAACAAACAUCACUCUCUUCCUUUCUCCUAUCACUGAGAGAAGAUACUUUCCAGUCUCUCACUGUGCUCAAGCUAGCACCAUGGUCUUAAAGUUGUGGUUCUAUUGCGAGGAGCAUGCUAUGGGCACUACCCUCGCUCUAAAGAGGGGAUAAAGGGGUAGUUGUGAAGGUGUUUUAUUUGUACACCCCUCCUGCCUUAAGUCAUAGUGAGAAAGGCUAAGGUCUUGUCAUAGAGGGUCCAAGACAGUCUGUUUGUAUCCUAAAAAAGGAGCAUCCCCACCCAGUUCACAAAUCUGAAAUCGCACAGGCCCUUGGUACGGAGCCUGGUCUCAGUAAGCAGUCAAAAUUGGAUGGAAUUAAAGUAGCCAUUUUGGCUCAACAAUAAAGCCAGUUUCAAUAUUACUCCAUGGAAAAGCAGUGAAGUUUCAUUUCAUGUUACCCAUUCCAAAUACUAAUGUAUUAUCGUAUUUGUUAUGUUUUUGUUACUAUCAUUGUUAUAAAUGUUGUUGUUAUUAUUAUGACUAUGGUUAUUAUUAUUCUUGUUGUUCUCCAGGUGUAGUCGUACAGUAAAUUGUGUUUGUUGUUUUUGUACAUUGUCAUUUCGAGUCCUGCUGGACAGAGACAAUAACGUGACAAUGAUCAUCAAAAUGGCUCCCAAAUUUCACAUUUGAGUGGUGGACUUGGGCGAGUUUGAAAGUGUUUCCUUUUUUGAAACACUUAUUCUCCCAUUGCUUGGUUGGCAUAUAAGAACAAUCAAACAAAACUAUUUAUAAGCAAUUCUGAUGAUGCUUAAUGUUUUUUAGUAUUACACAAAUUGAAAAAUGAAGUAGAAUUGUUUUAGUAAUAACAAUGAUAAUGGUAAUGAUAUUUAUAAUGAUAAUGAUAUCAAUAAAAAAGAGAAUUAGA